Blepharisma stoltei is the source of this 1383-nucleotide messenger RNA. The record is from the annotation of a GenBank genome assembly. NCBI's taxonomy places the organism in Eukaryota, Ciliophora, Heterotrichea, Heterotrichida, Blepharismidae.
AUGGAUAGGAAAGAGAUAAACUUCAUUGACAAUAAUAAGCUGAUGUCUAGGUCAACUUCAUGCUAUUGAGAUAGUCCUUUAUCUACCUAUAAAUAUAUGGACACUGAAAAAGGAGUUGAGUUAGAUAGUGUUGAGCUGUCCAAAAUUACGAAAUCAAUCUUAUAUGACCACUUCGCUGCGAUAAAGCAAUACAUCGAAUCAUGCCAGGCAUACAUUGCAAAAAGUGCUUCAGUACUUAUUGAUCAAAUUGCACUAUGUGAAGCCAAAGCCCAGCAAAGCUUGAAUGAGUCUAAAAAACUAUGCAUGAGUAUAAUGCACGAAGUAAACUUUCCAUCAUCAGAAAAAAAAGGGUCAUAUACAGAAAUGGCUCUCAAGCUUCACCCCAGCAAAAUUUGUGAUAUACUCCCUGCCUGAGAGUUUUCCGAAGCUUCGAUUGAUUUGAAUUCUGUGAUAAAUUGCUUAAGUAACGCUUUAUCAGUUAGCUCUUUAAGAUCCAGUAUCGAAAGCUCAAUCAGCAAAAUUUCUGAUGAUAUUGAAGAAAUCGAAGCUAGCUUUACCAUUCCAAAUCUUAACGUAAUGGCAUCAUUCAAAAGUGGAACAAAAAAUCUCAUUGAAUUAGAUCUUAAAAAUAACUCUCAAAAAGUUACUGCUUUAGCUUUACCUGUGAGCAUGAGUGAUCACUCCAGCGUAUGCCAGCUCCCAGAUAGUAGCUUAUUUUGCUUUGGGAGUCUUUAUAGAGAAGAAAACAAAAAUAUCUUCAGCGGAAUCACUUUUAUUGUUUCUCCAAAUUAUGAUAUCAAAAUUUUAACUUCUGGUCAGCCUCGCAUUAAAUCAGGCACAAUUUACUUUGACAGCUAUAUAUUUGCUUUUGGGGGGGAUAAUGGGCAAGCACUUGACUUUGCUGAGAAAUACGAUUUUACUUGCAAUUUAUGAAAAAAAGUUGCAAAUCUUCCUGAAACUUCUGAAAACUGUUCAUGCGCUUUGUUUAAAGACGAAAUUUUGGUUUUAGUCCAGAAAUCCAAAGUAUUUUCGUAUAAUCCACUAUCCAAUUCCUAUUCAAAAAUGAUAGAGUUUCAUAAGCAUAAUAUCCAGCAGUUAUGCGUUGCUAAUGGUAAAGCAUAUUUAUUAAGGAGCAAAGCAAUUUACGAAUCUGAGUUUGAAGAUGCUACAAUGUGGAGAAAUGUGUGUGCGCUGAACACUCCGGCUGGUGACACCAUCUCCUAUUUGAUCGUAGAUGAGAGUACGGUGUUUUUCAUGAGAUAUUAUGACGUUUAUAAAUUUGACUUCAGGAAAAAAAGAAUCACUUGCAUUUAUGAGCAUGAAAAAUUUUUGGAGACUGAAGAAGACCACAAAUUCAAAAGAUGCGAAGAAGCGUACCAAUAA